CCAUCUAGAUAUUCGUAUAUCAUGAUCGUGAUUGUUAACCAGCUCUGAAACUCCUCUGAAACUACUCCGAAGUAUUGUCAAUCCUUUGCUCAGUUCAGGAAAGGCUCCGUUUAUGUAUUUUUAUAUACGCUAUAGUUUACUCUGAGAAGAACCGUGCUUUGUUUGUCCUUUAUCGUAUACAUAUUUUGUUCGACAAUGAAAGAUUGUGGAAGAUGUACAUUUUGCAUGAAAAAAAUUUGAUAUGUUUUGAUAAGAGAUUUAAAGGACUCCCUGACGAGAAUUUUGACAUUCUUUGGAAAGAAUAUUUUGCAAGAUUUUUAAACAUCUGAAAUGGAGGACAAGGGACAAACAGAUAAUACAACCUCUGUGGAUUGUUUAGACAAUACAACUGUAUCUGUGACAGCUAAUUUAGAAAUGCUUACUAUAGACUCUUCGUCAACAGAACCAACCAAAAAGAUUCUUAGAAGAAGAUUACCCAAAUCUGUUUCUACAGAUUGUGUUCUUAACAGAAGAUGUAGCCGCAAACCAAAAAGGAGGAAUUCAGAGAUAGGUACAGAGGAAGAAAACAUAAAGGAGUAUUAUUUAGAUAAAAAGAUAACUAAGAGAAUUAAUCUUGAAACAAUAUAUGAAGAGAGUGACAAUGCGAGCGAUGAUAGUGUAGUACAUAUGAGUGCAAAGAAGUUUAAAAGAAUGUUACUGUUUUCUACAACAGCUUCCAAAUUAAAGAAGAGACGUGCAAAAAUACAAAGAGUUUUUGGGUCUAAGAUUAGGUUUAAGAGAUAUAAGAAGUUUGAUUCAAUGCAGACUCUUGAAGAUAAGUUAAAUGCUCUCAAAGAAAGUUCACCAACAAAAAUUGAUAGAGAAGUCAAAUGAUAGCAAGUUCCUCUUGUGUUUGAAUGCUAAUAAUUGAAUCUCUUCAGGUCCAGAAGAUAGUAUGUUUUAUUUUAGGAUUUUAUAAGUUCUGUAUUUGCAUAAAUCUAUAAAAAUAUUGCAUAAAUGGAAA
Nylanderia fulva is the source of this 1003-nucleotide messenger RNA. RefSeq lists its product as uncharacterized. The record is from RefSeq and is a predicted model, not a curated record. NCBI's taxonomy places the organism in Eukaryota, Metazoa, Arthropoda, Insecta, Hymenoptera, Formicidae.